UUACAGGUCCAUAAUCACAAUGAAUCUGCCGGAAUUUAAAAGACUACUACUGCAGUUCUUCACAGCGAUGCCUUUGAUAUCAUUAGUAAAUAACGUAUUAAAAUGGAGUAUAGGAGAAACGAAGUUACGUAUCCGAACUAAUCUCACGCUACAUCUAUACCAACAGUAUCUGAAAGGCUUCACAUACUACCAAGUGACGAAUCUAGACAACCGGAUAUCGAACGCGGACCAGCUACUCACGACGGACAUAGACAAGUUCUGUGAGACCGUCAUAGACUUGUACAGCAACAUUAGCAAGCCUCUACUCGAUAUUAGCAUUUAUUUGUACAGGCUUACUGUUAACUUGGGACCUUCGACACCCGGCAUCAUGAUGGCGUAUUUAUUGUUGUCCGGUGCUUUCCUUACUUAUUUGAGAAAACCUACAGCGAAAUUGACGGUCCAAGAACAAAAAUUAGAAGGAGAAUUCAGAUACGUAAAUUCUAGACUUAUUACGAAUUCUGAAGAAAUCGCCUUCUACCAAGGCAACCAUAGAGAGCAGUUAACGCUUCUGGCAAGCUUCUACAAGUUGACACGGCAUCUGAGGAACUUCCUCAACUUCAGAGUCGGCAUGGGCUUCAUAGACAACAUUGUCGCUAAGUAUAUCGCGAUCACAGUUGGUUUCUACGCGGUAUCGAGGCCUUUCUUCGCAGUAAACCACAACUUGCUCACAACGGGCACUGAAAACGACAGAUUUAAGCACUACUACACAUACGGGCGUAUGUUGGUGAAAAUGGCCGAAGGCAUCGGUCGCUUGGUGCUCUCCGGCAGAGAGAUGACGAAGCUAGCUGGCCUGACCACUCGCGUCACGCAACUGCGAACGGUGCUUGACGACAUUGCACAGGGCAAUUACACGAGGACUAUGGUGGACCGAGCGCAGGCCAACGGCAACGGAACACCUAUGCUGAUGACCCCCGGCGCCGGCCGCAUCAUCUAUCAGGACAAUAUCAUCCGGUUCGAAAAGGUGCCGAUCGUCACUCCCAACGGAGACGUACUUAUUUCGGAACUCACCUUUGAAGUCAAGGCGGGAAUCAAUGUUCUCGUUUGUGGCCCCAACGGCUGCGGCAAGUCGUCGAUGUUCCGCAUCUUGGGUGAGCUGUGGCCCAUCUUCGGCGGAACUCUCACGAAGCCACCAAAGGGCAAGCUGUUUUACGUGCCUCAAAGGCCUUAUAUGACACUUGGCACCCUUCGCGACCAGGUGAUCUAUCCUCAAACGCGCGAGGAAAUGAUGCGACGCGGGCGCAGCGAUGACGAACUCAACUCCUUCUUGGAGAUUGUGCAGCUAUCUUACCUCACUGCGAGGGAGGGUGGAUGGGACGCCGUGGAGGACUGGAUGGACGUCCUUUCUGGAGGAGAAAAACAGCGUAUUGCGAUGGCACGUUUGUUCUACCACCGGCCGCAGUUCGCCAUCUUGGACGAGUGCACCAGCGCUGUGUCCGUCGACGUAGAAGGACAAAUGUACCGGUAUUGCAGAGAGAUGCAUAUAGCGUUGUUCACGGUAUCCCACCGUAAGUCCCUAUGGCAGCACCACGACCACUACCUGCAGAUGGACGGAAGGGGAGGGUAUGUCUUUGAAGAGAUCGACAGCGAAACACAGGAGUUCGGAUCGUGAUCUAUUUCAUUGCAAAAUUAAAUUAUCCUAUUCAUAUCCUAUAUACUCAAAAGAGGUCACAAAUAAAAAAUUAUCUCUAGAGAAUUCAUUAAAAAACGUGUUCGCCGAGUUAGUCGUUCUCUCUAAUAUUUUGCUUAAUGGAGAUAUGAACCGAAAAUAUUUCGACAAAAAUGUCUGAUUCCAGUUGAAAGAAGUUGAUUACGACUUCACGCAUUAACUGCAAAAAUGCCGUCAAUCUGUUCACAGCCUUAUAAAUAUUAUAAUACGUCAUGACCGUAUGUUCUAUACGUACUUUUAAGUACAUACCUCGAGUUCCAUAAGUAGGUACGUGUCUUACAACGAAGGUACAGUCAAGAGCACAUCAAGCUUGACAAUUUGAACUUUCGAUCGCUCUUAUCGCAAUUUUCACAGAGUUGACUUUAAGGCGAGGUAUUUCAACGUGAGCCUACAUUUUAGGUGAGAUUAAUAUGAAUAAAAUAAAAACUAGCGGAGAAAUUUUUAAACAGAUCCGAAACCGGCAAGCGCCCGCGGAGCGGCGCGCGUGUCUUUACACUGCUGGACAGUUUUUAAAUUUUGGCAUAAAUUGGAAUUUAAUAGGGGGCUUCGUUGAAAACAAAAAUUUAGCAGUUUUUCUGUAGUACUUAAAGAGAAAUAUCUCCAUUUAAAAAUUAUGUGCAAAUUUAGAUAUUUUAUUCUUGAAUGAUUCGUUUUACACUUAAUUUUAGCCUGUUUUUGGUAUUUCAUAUUAUGAUCGAGUAGAGUACAUCCUAUCAUAUAACAGAUUAGCACAUUCUUUAGACAAUAUCCUCAGGUGCAACGUAUAUUUUUUGUGAGACCGUUAUUUAAUAGUAUAUGAACAAGCUGAUCUAGCAAAACAAUUUAUCCCGCUUCUUCUCCGGUGCCUCGCCUUAAAUGUUAAGUGUCGAUCUUUAAACGCUAUUGAGUCUGUUUUUUGCAUUGAUUUUUUUGUAAAUUAAAAAAAUAGAAACUUAAUUAUUUUUGUAACUAUAUUUCAGAAUUAGACAACUUGUUACAAGCGAGGCAUUAUAUAGACAAUUAGAUAUCUGCGCGAAUUUUACGCCUUAUCGAUUUAUGGAUCUCCUCUUCGUCCAAAAACGAACGAACCUGUUAACUAACAUGGCCAACAUCGCGAACACAUUCACUAAUGAAUUAUCUUUAAUGUGAACAUUGUUGAUCCCUUUUUAGUAUUUUCAAUUUGAUUGCACAUAAUAUAUUCUUUUUUUUUAUUAUUUCAAACGUAAGUGUGCAUUUGACCUCCAUCUCACCUGAUGGAAAGUGACGAUGAGGUCGACGAUGGAGCAAUGCACCUUGAAAAGUUCAAGUCAUAAAGUUCAGGAAAAAAGUCUGCAGGCAGAGAAUUCCACCCCAUAGCCGUUCGCCAUACAAAUGUGGAAGCGUAACGCUUCGUGCGAAUCUUCGGAAUAUCCACAACAUAGGGGUGGAACCCAAGCCUACGCCUAGUCCCCCGAUGAUGGAAAGGGGAAAGCGGAAUUAAAUCGUAUAAUUCCAUCGCAUACUCUCCGUGAUAUGUCCUGUAAAAUACCGAUAAACAGGCAACUUUUCCCAUGUAACACAAAAUGUAAUUCGUAUAUGUUUCAUCACAGCAUAUCUUUUGUAUAAAUGAUAAUUAAGUAAUAUUCUUAAGGGAAUAUUAGAUUGUAUGUUUGACAUUUGGAUAUUGUACGGUUAGCCACAGCACAGUUAAAGUUGUACAAACUGUUGAAUACGUAAUUUACAUCGAGUUUAAAUUUGCCGUUUAAAACAGUCACUGUAUAGCUUGACGUGUGGCUAAGUGUACCUAUUAUGGACAUUGAGUUCAUCAUCUAGAUUAAGGUGAAAUUCGUAAAUUUACAUAGAGGGUGCCUGAGUAGAAUUGAAAAAGAAUUUUUAAGUUCUAAAUCUCUAUUUCGUAGGUAAGUUAAACUUGAAAUCGUCUGAAUGAUAAAAUACGAACGACAACUGUGGCGUAAUGCAAAAAGAAUACGCAAGUUGAUGCUCUUUGUAAAUAGAUUUUUUUUCCACACUUAUCACUUUUAAUAUGUAAUGUUAGAAAAUCUGAGAAAAUUAACGUUGGUGUAACGAAACACUUCAUAUAUUUGUGAACAAUGAAAAUGAACGUUUCUUCGCUCUUUUAAUAAUCUAUUUCAGUAGUAGAUAAUUAAUAUAUAUUUCUUUGUAAUACAAAAGAUUUUAAAUCUAUGUACAAUUUAUCGAACUAGCAUAUUAUAUCAAAUUCUUAGGUAAAUAUACCUAAAAUACAUAUACUUAUACCUCUUUAUUAUGUGGUCAGACCACAAUAUUUUUUCAAUUGCCUUAGAUAACAUAGAAUAAAUACACGUAAAAUAAAGAUAGUCCUGAAAAUGGUAACUCCAAUACGAAAAUAAAUUUAAUGUUCCAUUAUUGUGGAGCACCGUUAUACGUCUUUUUAUUUUGUUUUGUUUGUGAUAUCAAAUGUUGAAUAUAUGAAAUGCGAAAUUACGUGCAAUGUAGAAAUAAUAUUCUAGUUACCAAUAUUUUUUCUAACCUUCAUGGAUGGUCAUGACAACUCAAUUUGUUUUGUGCUUUCUACAUAAUCAUUCCAAGCAUUGUUAGUUGUAAGAUCUAUUUAGGACAACAAAUAUUCAGUUAGUUAUUAUGAUUUAUUAUGUAUUUACAUUUUGUGUUAGUGCCAAUGUUUUUGUGAAUGUUAAAAAGGCUAUUAAAUGUUUAUCAUAAUAUUAUUGUAAAUGGAUUGAGGAAUAAAGUACCUUGUAUAGAGUGGUGUGUUACAGGUAUUAUGGUACCUAAUCUAUGAUUUCAGAAUAUUCACAACUUUCAUUUUUUUAUUCUUGUAUUUAUUUAGGGGCUUUGAUCGUUAUUCAACAUGUCAGCCCCAUUCGAAAAACAAUACCUCAAGAAAACAGUUAAUAAAAUCCAGACAUAGAAAUAAAAAUACUACUUAACCAAACUUGUAUACAAAAUCUAUUGCUAGUAAAACGAAUGUUCCUUGUAGUACACCAUUCUGUUUAUGAUAUGUCAGUCGCUG
This is a messenger RNA of Hyposmocoma kahamanoa, 4694 nucleotides long. It is a transcript of the gene Pmp70, whose product is annotated as ATP-binding cassette sub-family D member 3. The transcript has 13 exons. Gene Ontology annotation, cellular component: peroxisomal membrane. Gene Ontology annotation, molecular function: ATP hydrolysis activity; ABC-type transporter activity; long-chain fatty acid transmembrane transporter activity. The record is from RefSeq and is a predicted model, not a curated record. Gene Ontology annotation, biological process: fatty acid beta-oxidation; very long-chain fatty acid catabolic process; long-chain fatty acid import into peroxisome. Bases 20 to 1648 code for a protein of 542 amino acids. NCBI's taxonomy places the organism in Eukaryota, Metazoa, Arthropoda, Insecta, Lepidoptera, Cosmopterigidae.